UAGAUCUGUGUCUUAUCUACCUGUUUGUGCGUACCCAGUUGAUUUGUGUUUUGUGUAGUGCUCGAAUCAAACCCAAUUAUUCAAAGUCAAUGUCAUCACUUCAAGAUCAACGUGCACCCCAAUUCAAGUCUUGAAGUUUGAAUUCUCUUUUAGAUUUUUCAUUCAUAGAUCAUGCACUAGUCUGACCAUUUUGCUGUUUGCACUUCUAGUUCUUCUUCCACGGUUCCACCUCAUUGAUCCACCUAGAUUGGAGACACACUAUCACAAAAAACACCCUUUCUGUUAAUUUUUUCUUUGAACUUGGAGAAUGGGAAAAAGGUGACCGACCCAUUUAUUUAUAACGGUGACCCAUUUAUUUAUAACGGUGACUUGGAAAUAAUUGGUAGUUUAAAGGCUUGGCUAGAGGACCAGGGAAGACUAACCAGGACAAUUUCCAAGUGGGGUUUCUGAUAUGUCAAGUUUUUCAAGAUCAUUUUCCUGCUGAGGAAAGAAGACCCAGAAGCGUUUUGCAAAAGAGGCCCUAGAGAUACAGACUAGCAAUGGAUGAAUUUGCUAACAAAGUUCAAGGCGGCUUUAAUGCUGGAGAUACAGCUUUUGGGAAACUUCACUCACUCAAAGGGUUCUCAACUAAAGAAAAUGAUAUGCAAGAAAUGGAGAUGUCCCUGCAAGCUUUAACAGAAAUAGACCACCGCUUAGCCUAUUCUUCUGAGAAGCUGGUGAACUUGCAUGCACUUUAUAUUUAUCUGUUGGCCCGUGAAAAUGAUCUUGAACCAAUGGAUUCAAAGAAUGACCUCAUCUUGGCAAAUAUGUUUGAGAAGGCAAUGACAUCAGAUCUAUUGUCUGGCAUUUUAGAUUCUGAGGUAAGAGAGCUGGACAAUUUCAUCGACACUCUACAGGAAGAAAUUGUUGAUGCUCGUCAUAAAAUAUUUUCAUGCAGACAUCUGACUGAGGUUUACUUUAUAAUGGAUGAAAAAUUGCACGACUCGGAAGAGUCCGUGAAGCAGUUUCAACAGCAGUUAUUGGAGUUGAAGAUGCAAUCAUCCCAGUUGCAGAAAACCCUUGUGGCUUUCCAACAUGAGAGUUGGGAAACGGGGAAGACCUUGAGUUUAUCAGAAAAUGGUCAGCUGAUAGAUGCUAAAGCAAAAUCCAAGGAUCAGAUGGUUGAACAACGAAGAUAUAUUCUGCGAAUGCUUGAGAAGUCCUUAGCACGGGAGCUAGAUCUUGAAAAGAAGCUAGCAGAGUCAAGAAAAAAUGAAGAGCUAAAGUUGAAACUCCGCUACACGGAACAAGUAGCAUUUUAUAUGGAAGAAGCAGCGGAAGUAGUUUGGGGGAGAUUUCUAGAGGCAGACAAUGCUUCGGAGGUGUUGAUGGGAAUUUCUAAAGGUAUAAUGGGACGCCUCCAAGUUGCUGAAUUCAACCUCAAUGGCUCUAUGCAACGCGAAAAUGAGCUGAAAUCAAAAGUUAAAAAUUUCAUAGAACAACUUAAGGGUAAAGAUGCUGCUUUAGAGAAGCUUGAGAAAUGUAAUGUUCAAUAUCUCAAGGAAAAUUCUGAGGUGUUGGCUUUGAGGGAAAAGGUGAAAUUUCUUGAAGAAGAACGAAAAGAUUUUGAGCAUCGGAUAAAUGCUUUGACAGAAGAAAAUGAAGCAUGUCAUGAACAACUCAUUGAGGCGGAAAGCUUUGUCGAGUCUCUAAAAGAAAGCAUUGACAUAGCAGAAAAUCGGGCGGAGAAUGCAGAAGCAAAGGUCACACAGUUAACUGAGACCAACUUGGAACUUACUGAAGAGCUGAAUUUCCUUAAAGGGAGUGCUAGCACUGCAGAGAAAAAGGUUGGUUCACUAGAGAAGCAACUAAGAGAAUUAGAUAUCCAGCUACAGAAUGCAAAGGCAUCUUCUGAAGCAAGUCAAGAACAGCAGAAUAUGUUAUACACAGCAAUAUGGGAUAUGGAAAUUUUAAUUGAAGAGCUAAAAUCAAAGGUUUCAAAUGCUGAAAGUAAUAAAGAUAGUGCAGAAGAGCAAUGCAUUGUGCUAUCUGAGACUAACUUUGAACUAAAUAAAGAAUUGGAUCUCCUGAGGUCCAGAAUGAGUAGCCUGAAAACAUCUUUCGAUCAAGCUAGAAAAUCAAAAUUAUCAAGUGCAAAAGAAAUUGAUACUGGAACUAAGUUCAUCAUGGAUAUGAUAGCACAGCUCGCCACUGAAAGGGGGCGCAUCAAUAAACAGCUAGAGGCUUUAAAACAGGAAAAUAAAAGUUUGGUAAAAAAGUUAACUGGGACCAAAAUUGGUGUCCCUCUAGAUGCAUGCACCAAUGAACUAAAUAGCAGAAAUGAAGAUCAAGCUUCCAACAUUGACUCAAGCAAUGAUAGCUGUACAAAAUUAUCUGAUGAAGAAGGAAGAGAACACUUUGAUAAAACCUUUCAGGUGGGUGAACCAUCAGAAGGCGCAAGUUCUGAAACUAAAGUAACACCAUCUAUUUCACCAAAUAAGUCUGCAAUUUGGAGAAACUUCACAUUUGUUUCAUUGGCAAUUUUUAUCCCACUGGUUUCUGUGUUAGCCUUCUGCAUGUUGUACAUAGAAACGUGUCCUUUCUGAAAGCUUUUGGUGGCUAAGUCAUGACCUAGCAUGUAGAAAAUUUGUUGUUUUGUGCAGUUGUGCUUCUCUCAAGUCUUUUAGAUUGUGUAUUGUUUGUAUAUUCAUCUAUUUAUGUGAUCUUAGAGUGGAUGUAAACUAAUAUUGCAAUUCUUUUGUUGAUUAUUCUAUCACGAGUGCUUACCAGAUGAA
Molecule: messenger RNA, 2774 nt
Organism: Lotus japonicus
Lineage: Eukaryota; Viridiplantae; Streptophyta; Magnoliopsida; Fabales; Fabaceae
Product: WPP domain-interacting tail-anchored protein 2
Exons: 5
Coding region: 540-2585 (681 amino acids)
Source: RefSeq, a predicted model, not a curated record